CUAUGCCUCCUCCCACAACAAGCACAUUUUUAAAAAGCUCCUUCUUUAAAAACAACUUUAUUUUUCAAUCUAACAGAAGCCAAACCUUCCUAUCUUUGAAUUUUGGAAAAUGAGUCACUCAUCUCAUUUUCUGUUUCCUCCCUCUCUAAAAAGCCCCAUUUGAACUCAGGGCAGAUGGGUCUGACAGGAAGCCACACGCCUUUCAGAGGCACCUGUGCUGCUUGAGCAAGCCUGGCACUGCCUCACAGACCUUCCUCAGAGCCACUUCCAGAAACGCAAGAAAUCUGAUCUGCUCUUCCUCUCAUCAGUGUCCUCUGGUUGGACCAGACUUCCAGGAGCCUGUAGAUUUAUAAAAUGAACCCCACAAAUGUGGCAGACACCACCAUGGAUGACAGCAUGUACAGUAGUUACUACCUGGAUGCGAACAUCCCCAAGCCUUGCAUGAAGGAAGGCAUCAAGGCCUUUGGGGAACUCUUCUUGCCCCCUCUUUACUCUUUGGUCUUUCUGUUCGGUCUUUUUGGAAACUCGGUGGUGGUGCUGGUCCUGUUCAAGUACAAGAGGCUCAAGUCCAUGACAGACGUGUACCUGCUCAACCUUGCCAUCUCGGAUCUGCUCUUUGUGUUCUCCCUCCCUUUCUGGGGUUAUUACGCUGCUGAUCAGUGGGUGUUUGGACUCGGUCUGUGCAAGAUGAUUUCCUGGAUCUACUUGGUGGGUUUUUACAGUGGCAUAUUCUUCAUCAUGCUCAUGAGCAUCGACAGGUACCUGGCGAUCGUGCACGCCGUGUUUUCCUUGAGAGCACGAACCCUGACCUAUGGGGUCGUCACUAGUGUGGUGACCUGGUCUGUGGCUGUGUUCGCCUCACUUCCCGGCCUGCUGUUCAGCACUUGUUACACGGAUCACAACCGUACCUAUUGCAAAACCAGGUACCCUGGCAACUCCACGAUGUGGAAGGUUCUGAGCUCCCUGGAAAUCAAUGUUCUAGGGCUGCUGAUCCCCUCGGGGGUCAUGCUGUUUUGCUACUCUAUGAUCAUUCGGACCUUGCAGCACUGUAAAAACGAGAAGAAGAACAAGGCGGUGAAGAUGAUCUUCGCCGUGGUCAUCCUCUUCCUUGGCUUCUGGACACCGUACAAUGUGGUGCUCUUCCUGGGUACGUUGGUCGAGCUAGAAGUUCUCCAGCACUGCACCUUUGAGCGGUACCUGGACUACGCUGUCCAGGCCACAGAAAGCCUGGCUUUCGUCCACUGCUGCCUCAAUCCAGUCAUCUACUUUUUCCUAGGGGAGAAGUUCCGCAAGUAUAUUGUCCAGCUCUUUAAAACCUGCAGGGGCCCCUUCGCGCUCUGCCCACCCUGUGCUCUCCUCCAGAUGUAUUCUGCAGACAUCCCCAGCUCCUCCUACACCCAGUCCACCGUGGAUCACGACCUCCGUGACGCCUUGUAGACAACAGACAUGCAGAACAGCUCCCAAACUCCCACACCCGCAGCUUCCUUGCCAGUGUGCUUGUUUAGUAAGAGUGCCCUGCACACUCCGUGAGCAUGGGCCCUUCAGCCUGCAGUGGGCACCCCCCCAUUCCCGUGACAGCCGACCGCACCUCCGCCCAC
Perognathus longimembris pacificus (Pacific pocket mouse) is the source of this 1598-nucleotide messenger RNA. RefSeq names its product C-C motif chemokine receptor 4 (gene Ccr4). The record is from RefSeq and is a predicted model, not a curated record. Gene Ontology annotation, molecular function: C-C chemokine receptor activity. Gene Ontology annotation, biological process: immune response; chemotaxis; inflammatory response. Bases 355 to 1437 code for a protein of 360 amino acids. The transcript is spliced from 2 exons. Lineage: Eukaryota; Metazoa; Chordata; Mammalia; Rodentia; Heteromyidae. Gene Ontology annotation, cellular component: membrane.